This is a messenger RNA of Uloborus diversus, 1814 nucleotides long. Its product is annotated as acetyl-coenzyme A synthetase-like. Bases 1 to 810 code for a protein of 269 amino acids. Gene Ontology annotation, molecular function: extracellular ligand-gated monoatomic ion channel activity; acetyl-CoA synthetase activity. The transcript is spliced from 6 exons. NCBI's taxonomy places the organism in Eukaryota, Metazoa, Arthropoda, Arachnida, Araneae, Uloboridae. The record is from RefSeq and is a predicted model, not a curated record. Gene Ontology annotation, biological process: acetyl-CoA biosynthetic process; monoatomic ion transport. Gene Ontology annotation, cellular component: membrane.
AUGACACAGAAGAAUAAAUGCACAAGAAGUACCAGCUUUACUCUAUUUCCUUCUUCGGCUAAGAAUUAUGAAGUCGAGUUCCUCAUGUAUCGAAGAUGGGAGGAUCCGCGACUCAAGUACCAAGAUGAUGGUCGCCACAAGUAUUUGAACGGGAUGAGCCACGUAAAUGACGUUUGGCUUCCUAAUACAUACAUCGUGAAGCAUGGGAGCUUGAAGGAGCCGCUAGUUGAUGUCAGCCUCAGGGUGUAUGAUAAUGGAUCAGUUGUUCAUAUAAUGAGCUUUUGGGAAUCCGAAAAGUACGUGUACGUUGUUGGUCUUUUUGUUCAGGCUUAUGGCUUAUUGUACCUUAAUUGCUGUCGCCAACGUGCUAAACGGGAUUCGGAUGGCUAUUUGUGGAUAACAGGUCGUGUGGACGAUAUGCUGAAUGUUUCUGGCCAUUUGUUGUCAACAGCAGCAGUCGAAUCAGCUUUAAUAACGCAUCCAUUCGUCGCGGAAACUGCUGUUGUUUCCACUUCACAUUCUGUAAAAGGAGAAUGCCUGUACUGCUUUAUUGUUUUAAAAGAGGGAAAAGAAUUUAAUGAACAGGUUGGAAAAGAGUUGAAGGAAAAAGUUCGAUAUUGGAUAGGACCAUUUGCUACACCAGAAUACCUGCAUAUCACAUCUGGUCUGCCCAAAACAAGAUCUGGAAAGAUACUGCGUCGUGUCUUAAGAAAAAUCGCUGCAAAUGAUCAUGAUUUAGGAGAUCUCACAUCUCUUGCUGAUGAUUCUUUGAUUGAAAAGUUAUUUAAAAGCCGUCCUCAGACUGCUUAAAAUAAGAGAGUAUAUAUGUUCGAGAUGUGAAGAAUUUAAAAAGUAAUUUCAGAUUAUGUGCUUGUUGGUUUUGCAAAUCAAUAGAACUAUUACUUUUCAGAAAUGUCACAAAAGUAGUUAUGCAUGAUGCUGGUGUGUGUAGUCUAAGAGCGUUAUAUGUACUUAUUUCAUUUAUUCUUCAAAAGUAGGGAGCACAAAGUUGCAGCAUCUCUUACAUAUGAAGAUUGUUUUAGAAAAUGUCAACGAAAUGUGUGAAUAAUGCAUAUCAUGAACUUAUAGAGCUAGUAUAGUAGAUAUGAAAGAUUACAAUUGUAUCUAAAGACUAGAACAAGGACUGGCUUCAUACCUUAAAAGAAUUGAUUAGUUUACUUAAUUGAUCAGAUUUGUAUACUGAAAUACAUCUGACUUAAUGCUUCCUUGCUUAUUUAUGUUUUAUAAAAUUUAAUUUAUUUACAUAUUAAUUCAGUAAUUUUUCUAUUAAUUUUAUUUUUAUGACAGAUAAAGUAAGUAUAUUUCAUUGUCAUUAAUUCCUUUUCAUUUGUUUUACAAUUUGAUCAAACACAGCUGAUGAACAUUGUAAGCUGAGGGAAUUCGAGAAUGAAAUGAAAUUCAAAUUAAAAGUUAAUGUUUUUAUUUGAUACGUUUUUUAAAUACAGUUUCUUCCUUUUUUUUUUUUUUGCAAACAUUUCGGCUUCAAAUGCAGCAAAUGAAAACACAUCUUUCUAAAUAAGUUUGAUUUCGCUUAUUACAUAAAGCAUAACUCACUCAAUUACUUAGCAUGAGUUUUGUAACAAAUUUUUAUCUUAAAAUGAGCUCUUGAUACUAGAAUGUGUUCCCUUGGAUACAAAACUAGCCAUUGAACGAUGGUGAAAAAUACAUAUCAUGGACAAUAUAUACAUAUAUGUUGAAUUGUUACAAAGACAAACUCGUCCAGGCAUGGAUUGCUUGUUUGAAUAAAGUAUUUGUUAAAUUGUAUGUUAUUUUAUUACCAUUAAAGCUUUAUG